UGUACUGUUAACUUCAAGGUUCCCCUGAUAUAAAAAAGCCCGUGAAGCUCAUAUCCACAUUCAACUUUCAAGUCACAUGGGACAAGGUCACGAGAAUAAUUAUCAUAGGAUGCUUCAUAUCUUGAAUUUCUAGUCUUCCUAUCCCCAGACAAUAUGGGGAUGGCUAUGUAUUAUGAAGUUACCUAAUACUUGACGCUUGUAUAGGUUUAUAUCUAUCAUCUUUAGCCAUAGCAUGUCUUCAGCACCCUUCCUAUUUCUCUCCCCAGCAUUACCAUCCGAGCUUCUGACUUUCAUAUUAAACCACCACGCCUAUCCCACUACUCUGAUCAUAUGCUCUUCCCGUCAAGAGUUUCUCGCAUCGCUUAUCGAUGACGUAUGCCAUGAGACAACUCCCACUCCCAGUCCGGACAUAACCUCUACAGAUCAGCAACAACAUGGGAUAGAGGAACUUCCACCAUCUACGGCUGCGCCAGAGACCAACCGAGAGUUGGGAGGAGUAAAGCAAAGGCAAAAACACCACAGCUUUCUGGCUUCCUCCCCUCUAUACCAGGUCGCCACAUCGCGGCACAUCCGCGUCGUCUACGUCCCCACCGUCACCCAUCUGCGCGCCUACCUCUCCGUCUUCUCGCCAGACGACACUAAUAUACCGGCUCCGCCACCAGAUCUCCACCACAACUCCUCUGCUAUUGGUGGUGGUGCGACUUACACGCCACGCAUAGUCCUAUACGGCUUCUUAUCGCUGCACCGCGACACAAGCGAGUGGAGCGCCCAGGGCCUCGGCAACUCCGCCUCCGCCGUCGUAGACCUCGGCCACCGGCUCUCCUGGCAGGCGAUCAUUGUCGAGCCCCGGAAGCGCAAAAACUCUUUAUCUCUAUUCGAAGACCUGCUGGAGGAGACCGUCCCGUUUCUAAGCGGCGGUGGCCGUCGACCCGGCCCCGACUCUCGGGACGAGGGGGGCGGCUGGAUAGGCCGGACGGUGGAGGUAGGGCGGGUUAUGAAGCGAUGGUUUCGCUUCCAGCACGGGGUGUGGGACGCGAGUUUUGCUGCUCAAAAUGAGGCGGAAGAUGUCCCUCGUAAUGAUGAUGAUAGAAAUAAAAUACUAUAACUUGAUGGGGCUAUCUCAUGGUAUCUCUAUAAAUCCUCGAAAAACAACAACUGACCGUAAAUACUUAAUAGUCGUAAAAACGCAUUAUGUACAGUCUUUUAGAGCCCCUGGUCGACCAUGUCUGAUCGCCUAACGCCAGCCGUAGCAUAUCCUUUCGUGGUCUCGUCACUUACGCAGAUAAUAGAUAGGUAGGAAAAGGAGAUGAGUAACAAUUAGAUAGCCUGCUCCAUCUCUGUAAUGUACAGUUUGAUGUGCGAUUCCAUCUUCAGGUACUCGUCGUAAGCGUUGCGGACCUCAUUCUCAAUGUUCUCCUUAAGAUCCAACAUCUGUGAUCUUUAUUAGCAGCUGUCCAUUCAUUGUAGGUCGG
Hypoxylon fragiforme is the source of this 1472-nucleotide messenger RNA. RefSeq lists its product as uncharacterized. The record is from RefSeq and is a predicted model, not a curated record. The coding region runs from base 233 to 1105 and encodes 290 amino acids. The transcript has a single exon. Lineage: Eukaryota; Fungi; Ascomycota; Sordariomycetes; Xylariales; Hypoxylaceae.